AUGUUUCGCCUCGCACCUUUUCUCGUUGGCGCAGCCUCGGCUGUCUACCUUCGCAGCAACGUGUCGCAGGCCAGCGUCCAUGCGGUCUCCAGCCUGUCUUUCUACCAGGAAGAGCCGCAAUGCCAAUGUGUAGCCAACAAUCCAAGCUGGAAGAAGACGGCACGCACUGAGCCAAAGUGCAUCUUCAUCGAUCUCGGAGCCGCAGAUGGCAACACCUUCGCGAAGUUCCUUGAGAACGACUAUGGUCCAUUGAAGGACUGCCCAUCGGGCAAGUGGGAGGCAUUUCUGUUGGAGGCGAACCCGCAGUUUACGAAGGAGCUCUCCUCUCUGGCGGAGAAUUUCCCUGGCCAGGUUCACUCUCUUGCGGAGCACGCCGCCUUCUCUUGCGAGGGCACGACCAGCUUCUUCAUCGACAAAGAUGCCACUCACAACCACUGGGGGUCCAGCAUGAUGUCGGAUGCCCCAGAUGCCGUUAAGAGUGGCAAGGUCAAGGUUACCGUCCCAAUGUCCAAUAUCGUGCAGCUGAUCGCCGAGAACGUGCGGCCGGAUGAUUGGGUCAUGCUCAAGGUCGAUAUUGAGGGAGCCGAGUACAACCUCAUCCCCUGCUUAGCGCAGUUCAGUGAUGUAGGCAUGGUGGACCGGAUGUAUUUGGAAGAGCACUGGUGGUUUCCAUCCAUCACAGAAACUGCCAAAUCGGCUCUGGCGGAAGCGAAGAAGCAGCUCGUGGGCAAGCAUGUGGACAUCCCGAACUACUACUCCGAGACCUGA
This is a messenger RNA of Symbiodinium necroappetens, 768 nucleotides long. The record is from the annotation of a GenBank genome assembly. NCBI's taxonomy places the organism in Eukaryota, Dinophyceae, Suessiales, Symbiodiniaceae.